This is a messenger RNA of Penicillium cataractarum, 1134 nucleotides long. RefSeq lists its product as uncharacterized. The coding region runs from base 1 to 1134 and encodes 377 amino acids. Lineage: Eukaryota; Fungi; Ascomycota; Eurotiomycetes; Eurotiales; Aspergillaceae. Gene Ontology annotation, cellular component: nucleus. Gene Ontology annotation, molecular function: DNA binding. The transcript is spliced from 2 exons. The record is from RefSeq and is a predicted model, not a curated record.
AUGCCUAAAGGUCCCAGUACACCCCCAGGGCGAGUCUCCAAGACCUCUAUGAAACCAAAAUCAUUUACCGCGUCAAAUAUUGUCGCCUUGAAAAGAGAAAUUAGCACAUCUACUCCUCAACCGUUGCAAGAAGUGAACAACCCCCCUCCGGUUCGCUCACUCGUAAAGGCACUUGCAACGCACUUGAUGGCUUCCAAGAAAACGCGUUGCGCGAGCCAACUUCAUAAACGCGAUGGCAACACCACCAUUCUUAAGCAGUCUUGGACUUCUCAAUUUGUCAAACGCCUCCCGGAUGACUUGAAGCCGUCUAAACGCCUCCAAGCUAAGAAAAGGCGUCUUGAUUCAUCUGAUUUGGAGACUGUUCAGCAUUGGUUCGACCAUUUAAAGCCUUUGAUCGCGGACAUCCCCCCAGCAAACAUCUAUAAUUUUGAUGAGACCAACUUCCAGAUCGGCCUAACAACGAGACCGAGGCUGUACAUUGGUAGACGUGGCGAUCCCUACCCUUCCAUCAGAGAGUGGUGUGAAUGGAUUACCUCGAUUGAAUGCAUUGCUUCCGACGGACGGGAUGCAGGCUCAUACCUUGUCAUUCAAGAGUCCGCAAUAAUCGACGAGGAACUCGAUUACCAGUACGUGAUUGAUGAUAUUCCUGAUUUUACGGAGCUCCACGAAACACCGAACGGUCGACUUACUGAGGAGCUUGCAUUGGGCUGGCUUGAACGUUUUCACAAAAGGACCAAAGAUCGCGUCGCCGACAGUGAAUCACGUCUCCUCCUCUUCAAGGGCCAACCCUUUUUCUUGACAUUCAAUUUCCUCCGAUUCUGUGAGGCGCACCGGAUCAUUCCAUUCUGCUUUCCGCUCAACAUUGCGCAUCACAUGCAACCAUUUGAUCUGGAACAUUUUUCGAUUUACAAGAAGUAUGGACCGGACUGCUUCAUACCUCCCGAAGAUCCUGAUGAAGAGAAGAUGUGGUGGCUCACUACUUUUGGUUCCGCGUGUGAAGUGACCUUGACGCCCGAUAUUAUCAAGCGUGCAUUUGCCGACCGGGGCAUCUAUCCAUUCGAUCCGUCGAAAUUGACGCAACCGCUAGAGGAAGAAAAGAACCAGAAGCUUGCAGUUGAGGAAGACAGCGAAUGA